CCCGCGUUCUAUCGCGUCUUUCCUUGACUCUUUAGACUUUAACACAUUUCAGUUUGCAAUUUCUUAGUCUCUUACCAUUAACUUCAACGACUAACAGGCCUCUUUUCGUGCGCGUGUGCUGUUCAUAUAGACACAGCCUAUGAAAAGAAUUUCCGUGGAAGAAGGAUCUCCUCCGAAAAGGCCUCGCCUGGAGUCAGGAGAUGACAACCUAUUCGAUGAAACACGUCGAAAGAAUGCAACCGAUCUCCUCGACCCCGCAACGGAUGAAACUGGCAAUCUCGAAGCCACGGUAUGCAUGGUUUUUCCUUGCAUUGGUGCGGGACGCCAGCUGAACCUCGAGAUGCAUGAGCACGGCGACAAUUACCGCUUUCUCGUUUUCAUCGCCUCCGAAGUCGAUAAUUUACAUCCCUUCCCAUUCCGUGUUGGUAGCAGAAUUUGUCUUUCUCUCAAAGGCGCGCAGAUUCGGGGAAGGGCGCAAUCUUCUGCCCCUUGCUAUCUCCCCGUCGCGCUCACAUUCAAAGAUGGGAUCGCAAUCAAGCUUAUGUCAGGACCCGAAGCAGGGAAGGUAUUCAACACUUGGGAAGGUAACCUUUUAAUAUUGUGUCAUUUUCACAGAAGUAAUUUACCGUUGACGUGACCUUCCUACCAAAAUCAUCUAGUCGACUGGUUUAACGCUACCGUCAACAUUCCCCGCGUCGCCGACAUUGCCAUGCAAGAUUCCAUAGAUUUCGCGAAGAUGCCGAACACAAAUUCCCCGUCUACAAGCCCGCAGCCUGAAAUUGUUGCUCAGAAGGCGCGAGAAGAACCAGCCCAUAUUCUUCCGUCCCAUCAGCAUCGCAACUCCUCAGCCGGGCGGGAUUCCACAGGCUAUGUGAAGGUGUUGAACACGGAUU
This is a messenger RNA of Suillus paluster, 893 nucleotides long. RefSeq lists its product as uncharacterized. The record is from RefSeq and is a predicted model, not a curated record. NCBI's taxonomy places the organism in Eukaryota, Fungi, Basidiomycota, Agaricomycetes, Boletales, Suillaceae. The transcript has a single exon. Bases 140 to 637 code for a protein of 165 amino acids.